AUGGCUGAUAGUCCACCCAUCAUUGCAGCGCGUACAGCUGCAAAUGACGUAAUCACUGAAUUAAAAGAAUAUAUUGCAGAAAAUUCACAUAGCAAAUUUUCAACUUCCCGUCACGCAGAUUUUAUCUUUGACUGUAUUAAUAGAGUAAUCAAAAUCUAUGAAGAGAACAGUGUUUUGUCUAUGCUUAAGGAGAUUAACAAUAAAAUUGAUACAAUAGGCAAUAGUAACAAUAAAGACGUAAUAAUUACCCCUUCAUACAGUUCAGUACUGCAAUCAGGCAAAGCUGUUAAUUCAGCUACUGCUAAUAUUACACUUAAGCCGUCUAAAGACGUUCUACUAAUUUAUAACAAAGAGGACAAUAAAAACAGUGAAAAUACACGUAAAAUCAUACAAGAACGUAUAAAUCCUAUUGCAUUAGGCAUCGGAGUAGAAAGAAUACGUCGCAUAGGGGGAGGAGGCGUUGCAAUACAUUUAAACAAUAAAAGUGAUCUAACAAAACUUGAGAAUUGUGUACAAGAAUCAAUACCAGAACUAAUAGUCAGGAAACCUAAGAAACGAAAUCCACAUAUUGUACUAUACUCUGUGCCUGCACAAUUACUGCGUGAAGAACUCCAAGAUUAUAUAUAUGAGCAAAAUAAUAUCAUACAUGAGAAUUAUUCAGAAAUAGAAUUUAAGGAACAAUUUAAAAUAAAGUUUAGCAUGGGACGAAAAGAUGCUCAAUUUCAUAAUUGGGCGGUAGAAGUUUCACCACAAAUUCGGAAAUACCUUCUUAUGGUUGGAAAAAUAAACUUACAAUGGUCUCGAUGUAGAGUUCAAGACUUCUGCCCUAUUAUGCAAUGUUUCCGUUGCUGUAAAUACGGACACUCCACCAAAUACUGUGAACAAGAAAUACCAACAUGUAGUCAAUGCGCCGGGGAACAUACAUAUAAACAAUGCCCUAAUAAGACUACUAAACCGAGAUGUAUUAACUGUCAUCACAAUAAACUGAAUACUUUAAACCACAACGCAAGAGAUAGCUCCUGCCCUGUCUUUCAACGGGUUAAAAAUACCAUCAUACAACGAACAGAAUAUGGCAUUUAGCAGUAAUAACGGUAUACGUUUUCUGCAGAUCAAUUUGGGAAAACGUAUUUCAGCAACUUCUCUUCUUGCAUCUAUCUGCCACAAAUAUGAUUUUAUUUUAAUACAAGAGCCCUAUUGUCUACACAAUAAUCCGGCAUGCUUACCAACUCGCUAUUCAAUUCUUAAGGGCACUGAAAACUAUCCUUGGGCAAUUAAUGUUAUUACUAACAUCAAUUUUACUAUCCUUCAUCACAAGAUCUUGUCGAAUGAAUACAUUGUAUGUAAUGAAAUUUAUUUUAAUAACAAUACUUACAUAAUUAUCAAUAUUUAUUGUCCACGCGACAUGAAUCUGAAUAUUAUUAUCGACAAACUACAGAAUCUAAUUAAUAAAUUUCAUAAUGCUCGGUUUAUCAUUGCGGGGGACAUAAAUGCACAUUCACCUGCAUGGGGCGGUUAUCAGCAUGACCACCGUGGAGGCAUUUUUGAAGAUUUUAUAGCCACUAAUGGAUUACAAUUAUUAAACAAUCCGCUAUCCCCUCCCACUUAUGUAACUAGUUAUGGGGAAACAUGGAUAGAUGUUGCAGUAUGCAGUUCAGAAUGUAUAACUGAGUUAGAAAACUGGAGAGUUCUCGCUGAAAGUAGUCUCAGUGAUCAUGCUUACAUUUCAUUUCAGCUUAAAAACAACGGCAGUGCACAAACUGCAUCCGUAGAUAAGCCUAGGUUUAAUCUAGCUCUGGCUGAUUGGGAAGGUAUGCUCCGCUAUCUA
Messenger RNA from Centruroides sculpturatus (bark scorpion), 1825 nucleotides. RefSeq lists its product as uncharacterized. Bases 1 to 1080 code for a protein of 359 amino acids. The record is from RefSeq and is a predicted model, not a curated record. Lineage: Eukaryota; Metazoa; Arthropoda; Arachnida; Scorpiones; Buthidae. The transcript has a single exon.